Malus domestica (apple) is the source of this 1908-nucleotide messenger RNA. The record is from RefSeq and is a predicted model, not a curated record. Lineage: Eukaryota; Viridiplantae; Streptophyta; Magnoliopsida; Rosales; Rosaceae.
AAAAAGAAGAAGAAGAAAGUGAGGAGAUAAUAAUCCACUUUCAUGCUUUACCAAAUCAAGACCAUUCCCAAAAUGCCAUAAUCCCACUACUCUCGCACUCUCACUCACUGCAUUUCAACCAUUCGUUUCCAUUUCCCCCGGUUAGGGUUAGGGUUUCUCCUGGCUCUUCCAUCACUGUGCUUCCGCCUGCUCCCUGACUUCGUCAAGGUAUCAUAAAAAAACUGCAACUGUUUCGGCAUAGAUGGAAAGCUUCGGUGGCGCUGGGUUUUCGCCUGGAGGUUGCAUUGUCAGGAAGAAGAGGAGUAUCAUAUCACAUAAACCUCGGUUAAAUCCACCGACAUUUUCACUCAGCUAUAAUAUCCCUAUUGGCAAAGGAACCAUUGAUGGGAAUCAGAAUAAUAAGAAGAAAAUAGUGCGUUCUGAUGGAUUGGGAAGUAAGAACAACCCGAAGAAGUUAAAGCUUAAGUUUGGAGGUGUUACUCGUACACUCAACACCAAGUAUAUAGCAGAUGUUGGCAAUGAUGGUGGCUCGUCCACCGCUAAAUCUUUAAGCUCUUUAGAUGCCUUCACACCCCAACUGAAUCCCCUUCCCCUUGCUCUGGAUGAUGCAGGUGGAGGUGGGGUCAAUGAGCCAGUUCGGAAGAGCAAGCGGGCUCCUAAGAGAAGCGCCUUGGAUGCUGGAUUUAAUGAAGAUGACGAUGAAGAUGAAGAAAUCCGAUUCCUUGGAAGACUAAGUGCAUCUAAGGUUGCUCGUUCAGAGAGAAUUCAAAUGGACGUUCGCUUUCAUGGAUAUGAUAGUGGAGACUAUAAAUCAUCAAGGCUAGGAACAGCUAGUAAAAAUAGGUCAAGGUCAGAAAAAAUGCACGAGGAUAAAGAGUAUUUGGGAGAAGACGAUGAAGAAGAAUUAACAUCUGAUGAUGAACCUGAACCAAAUGGGAAGAAGCUGAAAACAGGAUCUCUUAGUCUACUUCUAGAAGGGCGGAAAGAAUCAACCCUCACUACACGUAACCGGACCCUCCAGCCUGGAAAAGAUAUUUUACCUGGUUCAGGUUUUCUUGACAUUGCAAGUGAUUUGCUUUCUGUCCCAUGUAAAAGCAAGAAGGAUAAAAUGUCUGAAGUGGAACGGCAAUUAAAGAAAGCUGAGGCUGCACAGAGACGGAAAGUGAAGUUAGAGAAUGCAGCUAGGGAAGCUGAGGCUGGGGCAAUCAGAAGAAUACUGGGUCAAGAUUCCAAGAAGAAGAAGGAAGAAAAACUGAAGCAGCAAAGGGACGAAUUGAAUAAGGGGAGGACCGGCUGUCCUGUCACACUGGCACCAAACACUGUCCGAUGGGUUGUCGGUCCUAAUGGAACCACCGUUACAUUUUCUGAUGAUAUUGGUCUGCCUAGUAUUUUCAGUCCAGUGCCUUGCAGAUGGUUUGUGUUAUUUAGCUAUCCUCCCCCACGCGAAAAAUGUGCGGGUCCAAAUUGCACGAAUGCAUACAAGUAUCGGGAUUCCAAGUCGAAGCUUCCCCUGUGCAGUCUCCAGUGUUACAGGGCAAUACACGAAAAGAUGCAGCCUCUAAUUACUUGCUGAUACCAUCUCCUCCUGCGCAUCAUCUUGAACCAACUAAUAUGUUCGAUAUAGGUUGCUAGAAGCUGGACAACGGAUAACUCAUCAUUUUGAAGUCAGGCACCCUGAAGCCGGUCAUGGAAUGGCGUAGUAGCAUCGUCACUUGCCAAUUUAUUUUCCGAUCACUAAUGCUGUUAGAGUAGGAAAUUAUGAAAGAACAGAUGCUUCGGUGCUUCGAUGAGAGAUCACAUUGUUCGAUCCCGUGUUUUCCCGUCUCAAUCGAAAAGUUUCUGUUUAUGGAGAAGUUGUCGACUUGGGAUGAAAUAUUUCACUGCUUAAUGAGCACGUUGAAUUCAACA